This is a messenger RNA of Galendromus occidentalis (western predatory mite), 912 nucleotides long. Its product is annotated as kelch-like protein 10. NCBI's taxonomy places the organism in Eukaryota, Metazoa, Arthropoda, Arachnida, Mesostigmata, Phytoseiidae. Gene Ontology annotation, molecular function: protein binding. The record is from RefSeq and is a predicted model, not a curated record.
AUGUCGGCCACGAACCAGAUCUUCGAAUCCUCAUCCAGUGUACAGUAUCCCGGCGCUGACAGACACACCACUUUCGCCCAACUGGCCGACACCAACGAGUUGAGAGCGUACCACAAGAUGGCUUUGGUCAUUUUCGUCAUCGGUGGCUUCCACGGGGACAACCACUAUCACAAGAGUUGCAGAAAAUUCAACCUGUCGACACGAACAUGGUCGCACGUGACACCUAUGAACGUCGAGAGAUGUUAUGUGAGCACAGCGGUCGUCGACGGAAAAAUCUACAACGGUCGCUUCAGGCUAAAUACGGCGGAGGUUCUGAACUUGGAAACAAACCAGUGGUCCCUGAUCCGACCCAUGGAAUAUUAGAGGAGCGACGCCGCGUGCGCGGUUGUCAAUGGCAAAAUCUACGCGAUAGGCGGCUUCACCGGCACCAUGUGCAAUCGCACUGUGGAGUGUUGUGAUCCGGCGAGUAAUUCGUGGACUCUCGUCUCGAGCAUGAGUACCGUACAUUCUGGCAUGUGCGCAGUAGCUCUCGACGGGAAGAUAUACGCGCUCGGUCGAUCGAGCGGCAGCUCGAGGCUCAGUUCGUGUGAAGUCUACGAUCCCGCGACCGAUAAGUGGUCUCCGAUUGCGCCAAUGUUGACAGCCAGGAGUAACUCCGCGACGGUCGUAUGCGCUUCGAAUAUCUACGUGUUCGGUGGUUACACAGGACAAGCGACGACCAAGGAAUUCUGCGAAUGCUGCAGCCCGGCCACCAACGAGUGGUUUGUUCUGACCGAUAUGACGCACCCACGGUCGGCGUUGGCAGCGAUUUUCAUCCCGUGUUUCGACGGAAUCAAAGAGCUCUCCUACCCCAAUCGGAAACAGAUAUUUCUGGAAGCACAGCGGUUAUCUGUUGUCACGGGGGUGGAUUAG